Dalotia coriaria is the source of this 1602-nucleotide messenger RNA. RefSeq lists its product as uncharacterized. NCBI's taxonomy places the organism in Eukaryota, Metazoa, Arthropoda, Insecta, Coleoptera, Staphylinidae. Bases 63 to 1571 code for a protein of 502 amino acids. The transcript is spliced from 6 exons. The record is from RefSeq and is a predicted model, not a curated record.
UAUUAUCCUGUCAAACAAAUAACAUGACAGUUAUUUUUUACACUUUGUAAAAUAAACACAACAUGAAACUGGCGAUAAUAUUCAUGCUUCUCUAUCUUGCGUUAUUCGACAAGGAUGAUUCGGUGGAAGCCAUCUUUUCAUCAAAAGUAAACAAGUUAAAAAAUCGCGCAAAGGACAUGUAUAAGAAGCAUUUUAAAAAAGAGAAGAAAUGGCACUUUAUGGGACAAGAUCCGGCAUUGUACCCCGGAACAAACGACAAAUACAAACAAGAAAACGCAGCCAAAUGGGAAGAUUAUUAUAAUUGUCUACGCGAACAAGAAAAAAGUAUUGGCGAACAUGGCACUCCGAUUCCCGAAGCAACACAGGGUUUCGAAGGCGGCCAUAUUAAGUUCCAAUGCAAUUUUUGCUUAAGUCCACCGGAAGCAGAAAAAAUCGAUACAAUCGAAUGGUAUUUCGGAGAAGUCGGACAGUCGUAUCUUUCUAUAGUAUUCUACAAUGAGCACAUACUCCUCUCGCCCGAAGACAAAACAUUACACAUUUAUAACUUAAAGCAAGAGCAUUCGGGACAAUACGUUUGCAUACUGGGCGACAGUGCCACAGUACCAUAUUAUUUGAACGUGAUGUCCGGCGAAAGCAAGCUACUUGAAGUGCACACACCGUCGGCAACUUCAGGCCCAUAUCCAAAACAACCGGAAGCUCUGUCGGAAUAUAAUUUAGUGUUGGACACGGAAUGGGGCGAUUGGUCUGAGUGUAGCAGAUGUAAGGAGGUGGGCAAACGCCAUCGAUUAGGCUACUGUAAUAUUCUGUAUCAGAACGUGAAGAAACGCGAUACUGUACUCGGGAAAAUAAAGCAGGCAUUCACAAACGACAGCUUUACAUUUGAUACGCCAAAAAUAAUGAAAAAAGAAAACAACUCUGUGCUUCCAAUGCACAUCGAGCUUGUCAAAGUAUUUCAAUACGGCAUUCCAUGCUCUUCCUACAUCCUCCCGCAAAGCAUCAAAAACUUGGAACAAGUACGAAACCGCAGUAAUGAAGUUAUGGUUGGAUAUUGUAAGAUUCCGUGCCCGAAAGAUAAAAUAUUCGUGGUGAAAGACAAACACGGCCACGAAAUUGAACGCGCAAACAACUCGGCGGGAAUUUACUCCACACUGCAAGGCGUCCCACCGACAACUCCUGAAGUUGAAAGAGUCGUGCAGUACGAGAAACGAGAUACCAACGUUUUAAUAGUUUGUCCAGGUAAUUUGAACUCCGAUUCGCCGAUAAAAUGGUUAGUCCAAGGCAAAGAGAUUAUCGCCGAAGUGAUAGCUGAAGAGUCACACGGUCGAAUUUAUAUAAGUUUGUUGGAACGCAUUCAUAUCAAGAAGUCUAAAGUUUCCGAUUCUAAUCUCUACAGUUGUUGGCAAAACAACGAAUUAGCCGGAACAGUCCGAUUGAUUGUCGAGAACAAAAUGAAACUAACAUUCAAUCACCAUAUCAUGCUGUUCGGAAUGCUGUUGAUAUUGUCGGUGUUCGCGUAUGUAUUUUUGAAAGCAGCAACGAACCGGAAACACUCGGCGGCUGCGUUGAAAUAAUCGCAUUAAAAUAAAUAUUUGACUUACUGUU